Molecule: messenger RNA, 484 nt
Organism: Phlebotomus argentipes
Lineage: Eukaryota; Metazoa; Arthropoda; Insecta; Diptera; Psychodidae
Gene: ND-B14.5B
Product: NADH dehydrogenase [ubiquinone] 1 subunit C2
Exons: 2
Coding region: 77-418 (113 amino acids)
Biological process (GO): mitochondrial electron transport, NADH to ubiquinone
Cellular component (GO): mitochondrial inner membrane
Source: RefSeq, a predicted model, not a curated record
CUCUAGAAACGAACACCGCGCUGCCAUUUAUUGCUGUCAGUGCGGGAGUGAUUUUUGUUGUAAACAAGAACGAAAAAUGACUUCUCCACUGGAUUUGCUAAAGUUUGACGAGACGAGGAAGCGCCCUUGGCUCAACGACAAAUGGGGCUUCAUUUUGGGUGGUAGCAUGGGCUUUGGCUUGGGCUGUUGGGUGAAUUUCAUGCGGAGUCGUCCAAUUCUUAGUGGACUUCAGAGACACAUCGGCUUUUCCUUGAUUGGCGCCACCGCGUGUUUCUUCGUUGAUCGAUACCGUGACAAGUACAUGUCGGAACGAGAUGCUGUGUUGAGACACUAUAUUGAACUCCAUCCGGAAGAUUUUCCAACGCCGGAACGCAAGAAGUAUGGCGAGCUGAUGGACAGAUGGAUCCCAAUACGCUAGAAGCUAUGUGCAAACACCUUAAGUUUGUAUAAUUUAGCAAUAAUUACCAACAUUUAUUGAAAUCUA